Molecule: messenger RNA, 672 nt
Organism: Pochonia chlamydosporia 170
Lineage: Eukaryota; Fungi; Ascomycota; Sordariomycetes; Hypocreales; Clavicipitaceae
Exons: 3
Coding region: 1-672 (223 amino acids)
Source: RefSeq, a predicted model, not a curated record
AUGUCUCCCAACAGUGAUAAUGCCAUGGCACGCUUCCUUUUCGCCAUCCUGAAGCAAAAAAACCUCAAAGAUAUUGACUGGAAUCAAGUCGCUCAAGACCCUGUUCUUCUGCAACCCAUCACGAACGGACAUGCCGCAAGAAUGAGAUAUUCUCGCUUCAGAGCCACCGUCACCGGCCACGAACCCCAAAAACGUGGACGCCAUGGCGAAAAGGACCGAGUGUCCAAGUCGUCCAAGAGAGAAUACUCCAAGAAGGAUGCCAUUAUCAAGUCAGAAUCUGGUGUGAGCCUUUCAUCUCUCGCUCAGUACUCGCCUGCUUCACUUCCAUCUCCGUAUCUCGGAGACCACGACGACUUCAGCGCUCGAUUCCUCACACCUUGCAGCGACGACAUGAUGUCUGUCCAUCCUGCUGCCAUAGAAAAGGGACGACACAGAGACUCCAACGCCUUUGCAUCCAUGAUGGAUGGCAACUCAGAUCUAUUCACAGAUGCAGGCAGUCUCACAAACUCUCCUGCAUUCUCAGCAUUUGAAGCUGCCUAUGACCUGAGCAGUUAUAGCGCUGGAUCUGCAGAGUUCCAAAGCCAAGAUGCCUCCGACCUCAGCGCUACUCAAUCGUUGAUAGGCUGUGGCCAGGAAUGGGACGAGCGAUUUCAUGACCCUCAGCUGUUUUGA